Messenger RNA from Zophobas morio, 1352 nucleotides. Its product is annotated as protein bowel-like. Gene Ontology annotation, cellular component: nucleus. Gene Ontology annotation, biological process: regulation of transcription by RNA polymerase II; embryonic pattern specification; embryonic hindgut morphogenesis. Lineage: Eukaryota; Metazoa; Arthropoda; Insecta; Coleoptera; Tenebrionidae. The record is from RefSeq and is a predicted model, not a curated record. The transcript is spliced from 3 exons. The coding region runs from base 207 to 1175 and encodes 322 amino acids. Gene Ontology annotation, molecular function: DNA-binding transcription factor activity, RNA polymerase II-specific; RNA polymerase II transcription regulatory region sequence-specific DNA binding.
AGCAUUCAAUGCGCAAGUGUGCCACCAACGAAUAGCAAAAGCACAGCAUAAUUAUCGAGGCGGUCCCGGCUACUAAAACCUUUCUACGGCCCCCACCACCGCCACUACCCCGCUUGGGUGCCAGAAACCGAGUGGUAGCAACUCAGUUGGUGCCAGCUAGUGGAGUUGGUAGUUAUCGCGAUCAAUAGUGUUGCGACGGUGACAAAAUGAACAUAAAUAUGAACAGUAGUUACGUGGAGACCUACAACCAGGUGCCAAAAUCAGGAUUCCUACGUCAGUUACCGCAAGUCAAGCAAGAAGCUGACAGCACGUCGCCUCUUCUGACGCCCCCACACACUCCAACGUAUCCGAACUCGUCCCCACCUCCUCCAGGGUACUGCGAUCCGUGGUACCGCCACCCCGAGAGGCCGGAAGGCUUCUACCCAUACUCCAACAUACCAUACGGUUACAACACUGCUGUUAUGAACCAGUAUUUGCAAAACGCUGCACUGUACCAUGCCAAACUACAGUUCCAGAAUUUGAGCAUGAAGGGCCCAGGACGUGCGCCCUUACAACCCAAAUUGAUCGCAGGGAAACUUAAACCAAAGAGACAGUUCAUCUGCAAGUAUUGCAAUCGACAGUUUACCAAAAGCUAUAAUUUGCUGAUUCACGAAAGAACACACACAGAUGAGAGACCCUACUCUUGCGACAUUUGUGGAAAGGCCUUCAGACGGCAGGACCAUCUUAGAGACCACAGGUACAUUCAUAGUAAAGAAAAACCUUUCAAAUGUACAGAGUGUGGGAAAGGCUUCUGCCAGUCGAGGACUCUAGCAGUUCACAAAAUCCUCCACAUGGAAGAAUCUCCGCACAAAUGUCCAGUAUGUAGUCGGUCCUUCAACCAACGUUCCAAUCUCAAAACACAUCUUCUCACCCACACGGAACGACCAUUGGAAUGUUCGAUGUGUGCUCAGUUUUUUGCAAGUUACAACGAUCUCAAAACGCAUGAGUUAAGACAUUGUCAGCCUAAAAUUGAAAUGAUUCCUACCACCGUUGAAGAAGUUCAUUUUACCAGCACGACUUGCUUAGACUUGACGAAGAAAAGAAGUGAAGGUGAAGAAGAGCAAGUUUUUCCAAAAAGUGUUACCCAAACUAAAGUCAAAUUAGGUUUUUCAAUAGAAGAUAUCAUGAAAAGAUAAAUGUUUACAAUGUUAGUUACUUUUAUUAGGCCAAAGAUGUUGUUGAUCUACCUCUAAUUUUUGAGACUGAGCUAUAAGUUACCGUUCGUUUCAGGAGGAGUAGUUUUUAAGUUAAUUCAUUGUAUAUAUAAUUAUUUAUGACUUUUUGUGUAAAUAAAUAUUUAUUUCUUGAUGAAA